Molecule: messenger RNA, 2008 nt
Organism: Guyanagaster necrorhizus
Lineage: Eukaryota; Fungi; Basidiomycota; Agaricomycetes; Agaricales; Physalacriaceae
Product: amino acid transporter
Exons: 13
Coding region: 255-1829 (524 amino acids)
Biological process (GO): amino acid transport; transmembrane transport
Cellular component (GO): membrane
Molecular function (GO): transmembrane transporter activity
Source: RefSeq, a predicted model, not a curated record
ACACACACCUUCCUCCCUUGCUUCCUCUCAAAUAUCUGCUUUUUCCACCCUGUGGAAAGAAUGAGGCUUUUUAAUUGUGAUUUAAUUGUUGCCCAUCUGAAGCAACAUCCUUAUCUGUGCUCAGAAGUACUCCAACAUGAUUCCUGCCUAGGCUUCUAUCUUUCAUGUGUAUCUCGCUUAUACGUAAUCGGACUUUGUAUGGAGUGAGCAUAUAGUCUAUCCAGUGCGAUAACAGCUCUUUCCCAUCCUUCGACAUGUCUUCGAAAGACGCUGUUCAUGCGGCGGACGAGACGCGAUUAGCAGCUUUGGGCUAUAAGCAAGAGUUCAAGCGUGAAUUCACCCCUCUUGAGGUUUUUGGAAUUGCGUUCUCGAUUAUCGGACUGGUGCCCUCAAUAUCGUCGGUUCUCUUUUACGCGAUACCCAACGGAGGAGGGCCUGCCAUGGUUUGGGGGUGGGCCGUUGCAAGUAUUUUCAUACUAUGUGUUGGCAUGGCAAUGGCCGAACUAGCCAGUGCUGCUCCUACUUCUGGGGGAUUAUACUACUGGACCUACUCAUUGUCGUCAUCCCGUUGGCGCAAUUUGCUUUGCUGGAUAGUCGGAUACAUGAACACGAUCGGAUCUAUAGCAGGUGUAUCUUCGAUUAACUGGGGAUGCGCCGUUCAAAUCAUGGCUGCAGUCAAGAUUGGCUCUAAUAACCAAAGCUUUGAGCCAACGAACGCCCAGCUUUUUGGUGUAUAUGUAGCUAUAAACCUCACUCACAUCGUAAACUGCAGUCUGGGCACAUCGGUUUUAGCAAGGCUGCAGUCCGUGUACGUCGCUCUCAACGUCGUGUUAUGCUUCGGGGUUAUUAUCGCCUUGCCUAUCGUUACUCCGUCGGAAUUCAAGAACAGCGCACACUUUGCCCUAGGCGAAUUUGUCAACCUCAACGGGUGGACAGAUGGCUUCGCAUUCAUACUGAGUUUUUUGGCGCCGCUUUGGACUAUUGGUGCAUUCGAUUCCAGUGUCCACAUAAGUGAGGAAGCGUCAAAUGCUACAACUGUCGUUCCUUGGGCAAUCGUAUUGGCGGUGGGCAUUGCUGGAGUGUUGGGCUGGGCAAUCAACAUGACCCUUGCUUUCUGUAUGGGGUCGGAUCUGGAAGCGAUAUAUAAUAGCUCCCAGCCCAUGGCGCAGAUUCUGUUCAAUGGUUUUGGACAGAAAGGAACGUUGGGUAUCUGGGCAAUUAUUGUAUUAGUACAAUAUAUGAUGGGGUCCAGUAUGCUUCUAGCCGCCAGCAGACAGACGUACGCUUUUAGCAGAGAUCGAGCCCUUCCAUUCUCCCACUGGCUGUAUCGAAUGAAUAGCUACACGGAAACGCCGGUUAACACUGUCAUUUUCGACGCCGGUUUCGCAAUAUUACUAGGACUACUCUCAUUCGCUGGAAGUAAUGCUAUCAACGCCGUUUUUUCAAUAUCCGUCAUCGCAACGUAUGUCGCAUACAGCAUCCCGAUCGCUGCCUGCUUUAUGGGAGAGAACAAUUUCAAGCCUGGACCAUUUCACCUCGGAAUAUUCAGUUUUUCGAUCGCGCUGACAGCCGUAUUGUUCAUGACCUUCACGAGCAUAGUGUUGAUGUUCCCCACAACUCCCCAAACGACUGUUCAAGAUAUGAACUACUCCGUAGUAGUGCUGGGAGGCGUGAUGAUUCUCUCGUUGAUAUGGUACUACUUCCCUAAAUAUGGUGGGGUUUACUGGUUCAGGGGUCCUGUUCCUACAUUGGAUCCCAUGAGUCCCGGAUCAGAGGACAUGGGCAAAAAAGAGGCAGCCAACGUGGUUGCAGAGCUGGUUGUGGAAUGAUUGUAUCAGUAGUCCCACCUAUUUCCGCUCUCAUUAUCUCGUUGAACUUAGACCUUAUGAAAUUAAGCAUUGGACCUGACCAUUGUUUGUUUUUUUUUUCAGGGAAGAAGAAUUGAAGGAAAAGCGGGCUUAUGGAUCAUUCUUACGCCCCUCGACUACGCAUAGAUAGACUUACAAAC